AUAUUAUGUAUAGUGCGUGGAUAAUGCAUAAUCAUCAUCUGAAGUCCAUUAUGAUGUUCCAUUAGAAUUAAGAAUUGAACAAGCAGCCAAAGUUGAUGUUAUUUACCAUUUUUAUUUUUUUGUCUCAAAGUUUGUGGGUUAUCUUCUUCCUGUUCUCUUAUCCUGAAAUUUACCCAUUUUCUUAUGUACUGUCCUUGCAUGUCAAAUCAUUUUUCUGAUGGCCCUUUUUGUUUAAUUCUAUCUGGGAUUCUCUAUUUCUUGUAGAAUAUUCUGUUUGAUGAUAAAGUGACGAUCUUGGAGUUGCUGGAGAGUUUGGAAACGACGCUUUCGAUCGCCGGGAUGCAAAACAAUGACGACAACCGUACAAUUCGGAGGAGACCGGCCGCCGCUGUUGAGAAAAUACCGGAGGCCGAUUUUAACACGGUAAAUGAAGACUCGGAGAGUAUUGAUGAGAUCAGAAAUGGCUAUGGAGGUGUUGUGGAAUCGGAGGAGAGUGAAAAUUCGAAUAAAUUUGAGAGUGAAGAGUUGAUAAAUAACAGGGAGAUGGAGGAUAAAAAGAUCCAAGAGAAUGGAGAGAGUAGUAAAGGGAUGGAGGCAUCCGCCUUGAAAUUCUCUUACCGGCCAUCAGCACCAGCUCACCGAAGAAUUAAAGAGAGUCCUCUCAGCUCCGAUGCCAUCUUCAAACAGAGUCAUGCAGGUCUUCUCAACCUUUGCAUAGUGGUUCUUGUUGCUGUGAACAGCAGACUUAUUAUUGAAAAUUUAAUGAAGUAUGGCUGGUUAAUCAGGUCAGGCUUUUGGUUUAGUUCAAAGUCACUGAGGGAUUGGCCACUUCUAAUGUGCUGUCUGAGUCUCCCAAUUUUUCCACUUGCGGCUUUUCUUGUUGAGAAGAUGGUGAGACUUACGCAUAUAUCUGAACAUGUUGCUUUCUUUCUUCAUGUUAUAAUAACUACAGCAGAAAUCUUGUAUCCAGUUAUGGUAAUUCUUAGGUGUGACUCUGCUGUUCUAUCAGGUUUCACAUUAAUGCUCUUCACUUGCAUUGUGUGGUUAAAGUUGGUGUCUUAUGCACAUACGAAUUAUGAUAUGAGAGCACUGGCAAAGUCACUUGACAAGGGGGAAACCUUGUCCAGUUAUUGGAAUAUGGAUUACACUGACGAUGUGAGCUUUAAGAAUUUGGUAUACUUCAUGGUUGCCCCUACAUUAUGUUACCAGCCAAGCUAUCCCCGUACAGCUUGCAUCCGGAAGGGUUGGGUGGUACGCCAACUUAUUAAGUUGGUGAUAUUUACAGGAUUCAUGGGAUUUAUUAUAGAACAGUAUAUCAACCCUAUCGUGCAAAACUCUCAACAUCCUUUGAAAGGAAACCUUUUGUAUGCUAUAGAGAGGGUCUUGAAGCUUUCAGUCCCAAAUUUAUACGUGUGGCUCUGUAUGUUCUAUUGUUUUUUCCAUCUUUGGUACGUUCUUUCUUUCUCAAAUUAUAGAAAACUUUUCUUUUCACUUCAUAAUUUGGGAUUUUGCUUUAUGGAACUUCCUUGUCUCUUGUUUGAGCACCAUUGUUUCUUCAGAAUCUUAAAAUCACUUAUAAGCAGCUUGAAAACAAGAUUAUUGCCGAUUAUGGAUGUCCCAAGAACACACGGUUUGACCUUAUUUACAAUCGCAAUUGUUUUCAUUUACAACAACGGUGUCUGGUUCUACUGUCAAUUGAUUUUGAUGCAGGGAGGUGCGGUUUUGGUUUCCUUCCUCGUAUCUGCUAUUUUCCACGAGCUGUGUAUUGCUGUUCCUUGCCACAUGUUCAAGUUGUGGGCAUUCAUUGGAAUUAUGUUUCAGGUUCCUCUGGUUAUUGUAACAAAUUAUUUGCAGAACAAGUUCAAAAAUUCAAUGGUGGGAAACAUGGUGUUCUGGUGCUUUUUCUGCAUUGUUGGCCAACCUAUGUGUGUACUGCUAUAUUACCAUGACAUGAUAAAUAGAAAAACUGACGUGAACUGACAGCUCCAACAAUCCGAAUUGCCCCAACUCCGCCGGCUUCCUGUAAGCGCCUUAUUCCUUCUUCGGUCGAUACCUUCUUGAUUGUACUUCAUCUAAACAUGUAUAUUCACGACUUCAUUCAACAAGAAAUAAGAGAUUCAUCUCUACUAUGUAGUCAAUGACGACCAUUUACUUUACGGCAAGUUUUUUGUUCAAUAUUAGUAGUAAUGAUUGUACUUGUACUGUGAAUAUUGUCAUGUAAAGCGUAUACUGUCGAUAGGUAGAUUGUAUAUUAGUUUGAAAUCUGAAGUUGCUAAUAAAUAUAUUAUGUAUAGGACCACUUAGUACACUUCUUAAUUUUAUACAAUAUCGAUGUCUUCAUAUUCCA
This is a messenger RNA of Olea europaea var. sylvestris, 2347 nucleotides long. RefSeq names its product diacylglycerol O-acyltransferase 1A-like. Gene Ontology annotation, biological process: triglyceride biosynthetic process. The transcript is spliced from 14 exons. Gene Ontology annotation, cellular component: endoplasmic reticulum membrane; chloroplast envelope. Gene Ontology annotation, molecular function: diacylglycerol O-acyltransferase activity. Bases 340 to 1980 code for a protein of 546 amino acids. Lineage: Eukaryota; Viridiplantae; Streptophyta; Magnoliopsida; Lamiales; Oleaceae. The record is from RefSeq and is a predicted model, not a curated record.